Triticum turgidum subsp. durum (durum wheat) is the source of this 3054-nucleotide messenger RNA. Lineage: Eukaryota; Viridiplantae; Streptophyta; Magnoliopsida; Poales; Poaceae. The record is from the annotation of a GenBank genome assembly.
AUGAUUUUGGUUGUUCUGAAAAAUCUUCGAUCUUCAGGAAAAUUCUAUGCAUCUAGUCCAAUAUGUCACACUGUUUUUCUAGCAUAUAAUUAUCUCCCAUAUCUGAACGAUAAUUUGCAUUGUUGUUGUCUGCUUCUGUUUGGAUAUGCAGUCAUGUUGAUAGUACCCGCUGCCGAUUUUAGCCAAGAGGACUCCAUGGCAUCUAGCAAGGCCAUAAUGGAGCGUCAAACAGCUCGCAGGGCCCCAAUCAAUAUGACACAGAUACUGGAAUCUCUAUUUGCCAGUGUCAACCUUGCUAAAGACAUCACUGUAAGGUGCAGAGGAAGAGCGCUGCAACUCACAGAUGAUGAGAUGCAAAGCAUAGCACAUGACCUGGAGAGUGUCAUUCAGAACAUAUGUGAUCAUCUUGGCAGGAUACCAGCAUCAGCACUUGGCAACAAUGCUUACACUGACGUGGCAAUGAAGUCAAACUCAAGGAGGGGCUACACCGAUGUUGCUAUGUCCAUGAAUGCAGUGACUGACAUACCCAAUAGGAGGUCUGUCUACGAGAGUGACAUGCCGAGGCUGGUGGACUUUCUGCAGGGAAUGUACCAUGAAUCACAUGAAUUUGGCGGGCAGACGUUUAACUCUCUCCCAGAGGUCACAGAAUAUGUUGAGCCUCUGUAUGAUGGAUUCUUCUGUCCACUGACAAAAGAGGUGAUGACUGAUCCUGUGAUGACAGUGGGCGGUGUGACAUAUGACAGGAGAGCCAUAGAGGAGCAUUUUGCGAGGUCUGCAGACAGUUUGGAACCUGUCUGCUGCCCUGUCACAAAAGCUCCAUUGCAGAGUAAGGCAGUGAUGAGUAAUGCUUCCCUGAAGAGUGUGAUUGCAGAAUGGGGAAUGAGGAAUGAGGCAAUGCGGAUUAGAGUUGCGCGAACUGCGCUCUCUUUGUCGACUAGUGAGGCUAUGGUGCUCGAGGCCAUACAUGAGCUGAAAUCGCUGGCCAAGCUGAGGGGGAAGAACAAGGAGCUGAUGCAUAAAAUUGGUGUCACCAAGGUCCUAUCACGUUUGUUGGACAACCACAAUGAACAGAUUCGGCUUGACACAUUGGAGCUUUUGUCCUUGUUAGUUAAGGAUGAAGAAGGAAGGGAAAUCAUUGGAAAAACCAAGGCCAUUGCCAGGACAGUUAAGCUACUGUCAAGUAGUACUAUUGAUGAAAGGCACGCGGCUGUCUCUUUGUUGCUAGAGCUUUCAGAGUCUCAGUUAUUGCUGGAGAAAAUUGGGUCAACUGCUGGAAGUAUUCUGAUUCUCACCACAAUGAAGAUUAAUGAUUCUGAUGAUCCAGUUGCUGCUGAGAAAUCUGGAGCAGUCCUCAAGAACCUGGAAAAGUGUCCAAAGAACAUCAAGUACAUGGCCGAAAGUGGCUACCUAGAACCCCUUUGGAGUCAUCUUGUUGAAGGUCCUGAAGAGGUGCAGAUGGAGAUGAUCAGCUACCUAAGCGAGUUGGUCCUAUACCAGGAAGUCACCAUUGAAAUCACGGAGAGCACGUCGGGCGUCCUCAUCAAGAUGGUGCGCAGUUGCAACAAGGUGGUCCAUAAGGCAGCACUCGAUGUGCUGGUCCAGCUUUCCUCGCACCAACCCAACAGCAAGGUGCUCGUUGAGGCAGGUGCUGUCCUGGUCAUGGUCGAGGAGCUUUUCAUAAGGAAGAUAGAUGACGAACCCGAGAGCUACAAGGCCAAGGCUGCCACCGCCCUAGCCAACAUUGUUGAGUCCGGCAUUGAUCCAGACACCACCGUGGUGAACAAGGAAGGCCACGUCCUCACGUCCAAGUAUUGCAUCUAUAACUUUGUGUGCAUGCUCAAGUGCUUCAUACCCGAUGACUUCAACCUCAGCAUCAUCCGCCUACUGCUCGCGCUCACCGCAUUCGCCAAGCCCCUGGAUGUCAUGGUCUCAGUCGUCAGGGAGAACCACCGCGGCCAUGCCAUUGUGGAGCUCAUGAGCUCCCCAAUGGAGGCGCUUAGCAUUGCUGCGACGAGGCUGCUCAUUACUCUGUCUGCGCACAUUGGCCACACCAUCGCCGAGAGGCUCUGCAAGACGCAGGGGCAGCCGGGCAGGCUAGUCAAAAGCAUCAGCCAUGCCAGGCAAAUCACCGAGCGGCAUGCUGCUUCGGUGACACUCCUCUCAAGGCUACCACAUCGAAACAUCUCGCUCAACCUUGCGCUGGUGCAGGAGGGCGCCGUGUCGGUUCUGCUGAGCGGGAUAGAAGAGAUGCAGAGCAGUGCAAAGAGAAGGAGCAGGUACGCGGUACAGUACAUGGAGGGCCUGGUGGGCUCGCUGGUGCGGCUCACCGCGACGCUGUACAACCCGACCGUUCUGAAGGAAGUGAUGGACCACAGCUUGGCCUCGGUGCUGACUGAACUCCUCGCCGGAGCUGCCGGAAGCGCUGAGGUGCAGCGGCUCGCCGCCGUGGGGCUAGAAAACCUCAGCUACCAGUCCAUCAAGCUGUCGCAGAUGCCGCCGGAGGAGGACCCACGGCCAAAGAAGAAGACAAUGCUGAAGCGCCUAAUGACCACAAGGGUGCAAGGCAACAAGACCCUCCAACACCAACAACCCGUCUGCCCGGUGCACCGGGGAGUCUGCUCCACGGUGACAUCCUUCUGCCUCCUCGAGGCCGGGGCCGUCGAGGGUCUCCUCGGCUGCCUCGAGAGCGACAGCCCCCGGGUCGUGGAGGCCGCGCUGGGAGCAUUGUGCACGCUCGUCGACGACCGGGUGGACGUGGAGAGGAGCGUGUCCGCCCUCGCGGAGCUGGACGCCCCUCGGCGCGUGCUCGGGGCGCUGAGGCAGCACAGGGAGAACGUGCUGUGGCACAAGUGCUUCUGCAUGGUGGACAAGUUCCUAGCGCACGGCGACGACCGGUGCGUGAGGGAGGUGACCGGAGACAGGGUGCUGCCGUCGGCGCUGGUGAGCGCCUUCCACAAGGGCGACGCCGGCGCCAAGCAGGCCGCCGAGGGCAUCCUCACGCGGCUGCACAGGAUGCCCGACUACUCGGCGACCUAUAUGUCCGUGGAGAUUUAG